AAUACAUCGGCGAAAAGUUUGGACUACUCCCUAUACUUUCAUACCAAUUUAAACGAAAAACGAUAGUAAACGACUGAUUUUCCAGCAAGAUGUGUAAAAGACCGGCAUCUCCUACUGAAUCCGACAAUGCUUCCGGUGAACCCACGGAUACCUAUAUCCAAAUUCUAACUUCUGGUGGUCGAAGGAUUCCGGCGCAUGCUAACAUUCUGGCAUCAGCUUCGACGGUGUUGAAAAGCAUAAUCGAUAAACCGAGAAAGCAUCGGAGCUCCGACAAGACUGUUCCCAUACUCGGCGUUCCGUGUGACGCCGUCGAGAUGUUCGUCGGAUUCCUUUAUUCAAACAAGUGCACAGAAGACGACAUGGAGAAAUUCGGGAUUCAUCUAUUGGCGCUUUCUCAUGUCUACCUGGUCCCACAACUGAAAUCGCGUUGUAGCAAAGCCUUAAUCGAACGGUUAACAAUUGAGAACGUAGUUGAUGUUCUUCAACUUGCGAGACUCUGCGACGCACCUGAUCUUUACCUCAAAUGUGUAAAACUCGUGUCUAAAGGUUUUAAAGCCGUUGAGAAAACUGAAGGCUGGAAGUUUCUUCAAACCAAUGAUCCUUUCCUCGAGCUCGAAAUCCUUCAGGUCAUCGAUGAAUCUGAAUCGUUGAGGAAGAGAAACAGGAAGCGUAGGAAAGAACAGAACUUGUAUAUUCAAUUGAGUGAAGCCAUGGAUUGUUUAGAACAUAUUUGCACAGAAGGUUGCAUAAGUGUAGGACCAUGCAACAAAGAACCCACCAAGAACAUGUUUCCAUGUAGCAAAUUCUCAACAUGUCAAGGCUUGCAGCUCUCGAUUCAACAUGUGGCAAACUGUAAGAAGAGAGUGAAUGGAGGGUGUGUUAGGUGCAAAAGGAUGUGGCAACUUUUCAAACUCCAUUCUUCCAUCUGCGAACUACCUGAUUCAACUUGUAACGUUCCCCUUUGCAGGCCAUUAAAGGCACAAAAUAUGAAAAACAAGAAGGAAGAGGGAAGAUGGGAGUUGUUGGUUAGAAAGGUGACCUUGGCAAAAGCCACAUCUUCCUUGUUAUUGCCGAAAAAGAAAAGGAACGAAAAGGAUCCAACACCAAAAAAUAUUAUGGCAUUAGAAAUUUAGUUUGUUAAUUAUAAUAUAAGAAAACAAAAUAGUUGUUUGAUUCUUUUUCUUUCUAUGAGGAAGUAGCAAAGCAUGUGUAUUGUGUAUUGUGUGGAAU
This is a messenger RNA of Lactuca virosa, 1230 nucleotides long. NCBI's taxonomy places the organism in Eukaryota, Viridiplantae, Streptophyta, Magnoliopsida, Asterales, Asteraceae. The record is from the annotation of a GenBank genome assembly.